CACCCCCAUGCGCAGUUGAGCUUGAGCGUUUGUCUUUGUUUUGUGUGUUUUGGUUUUGUGUCUGUUGUGUUUGUGUUUAAACCAAUAAAUAAACUAAACUAGAUUUUUACAAGAAAAGAAACUACGCGACGCGUUUGCCGCUUGGUAGAAUGUGGACCGCACCCAGUAACCAUUGCAGUUACACGGUUUUAUUUAGUGUUUUGUAAAUUAGAUUAGGCGAUAAACGCAAAGGCAAAAAAUUGUUCUUUCUUGGGCGAAGGAUCAAGGAUAUUAUUUAAAAUGGGUUGCACUCAAAGUGAGAUAUCUCCGCAAAAUGAAACUCCACGCAAAGGCUGCACUGAUAUUUUGUGGCUUAUUAUUUAUGUUAUUUUCUGGAUUUUGAUGAUAAUAAUCGCUGCUAUAUCUUUCGUAUAUGGAAAUCCACAACGUUUGAUAAACGGUUACGAUUCUUUUGGCAAUACAUGUGGCGUUAAAAGCAAUGAAAAGCUUAUAAACUUUCCACUAGCCGGUCUAGGGACGGCCGACAAAAGUUACCUAUUUUUUAUGGAUGUCAAAGAGCUGAGACGAUCACUGAAAAUAUGUGUGAAAAAAUGUCCCAAUAAGAAGUUGGACACUUUUAAAGAUAUACAAAACUUUUAUAAAGAAACAGGGUCUAACCUAUGCAGAUACGAUUUUAAUGUGACAACUGUAACACCUACAAAGAGCUUGCAUAAUUUUAUAGGGCCUUGUCCCACUUUGCCAGUGUACGAUUCCUUCCCUCUACUCAAUAGGUGCUUCCCUAAAUCUGCUAAGGAUUUGGCUCAGAAAGUGUUCACAGAUUUCUAUGAUCUGUUAAACAGUUGGGAUACAAUUGAACAGAGUUUGUCAGAUCUUUACUCAUCAUGGAAAGAAAUGAUUAUAUGUGUAAUUAUUGCAUUUAUUUGCUCACUGAUCAUGGUAUCUAUUUUACACUUGUUGGCCAGUCUUGUGUCGUGGAUAUUUAUGAUAAUUGUGUCCAUAGCCAGUAUCGCAGGAACAGCCCUUUUGUGGUACACAUACCAUGAGCUUCGAACUAAGCAAAAGGAUUUCUCUGAUACAACCAUAUAUCUUGCUGAGUCACUCAAAAACGAGAAAGCAUUUUUGUGGUAUUCCAUUAUUGCUACUAUAAUCACAGUAAUAUUACUAUUGUUGGUAUGGGUGAUGCGAUCGCGUGUGUCAUUUUUAGCUGCUCUAUUUAAAGAAACGGCACACUGCUUAGGAUCUAUCCCUGCACUGUUCCUGCAACCAAUAAUAACAUUUUUCUUCCUUGUACUGUUUUUUACAUUUUGGUCACUUGUUGUGGUGUGUCUAGCAACUGCUAACUACCCUGGUAUUCCAUACAAAACAAAUUUCUUUUUCAAUGGCACCCCUUUGCCUGACCUUGUGGACAAUGCUGCAAUAGAAGCACAAAAUAUCAAUAAAAGUGCAAGCCCUAAGAGUUACAUUCUAGAUCCAAUAGAGUUUGACCCGCUGUGGGUGAAGAGUAUGUGGUGGAUGUGCCUCAUUUGCCUCGUGUGGGGUAGUGAGUUCAUACUGGGCUGCCAACAGAUGACCAUUGCGGGUGCUGUAUCACACUGGUACUUUAGGGGGCCAAACGCAAACACUUCGCCGGUUCUGUAUUCAAUAGGCAAACUUCUGAAAUAUCAUCUGGGUUCGGUCGCUAAGGGAUCGUUUCUGAUCACACUGUUCAAGGUUCCAAGACUGAUUCUUACUUAUUUACAUGCUAAGCUAUCAUCAAGAGCAGAAAAGGGCUCGGACUGCGCGAAGUGCGGUUUGAAGUGCUGCAUCUGCUGCUUCUAUUGUUUGGAGAAGUUCAUUCGCUACUUGAAUCACAACGCUUACACCAUCAUCACCAUCGAGAGGUGCCACUUCUGCAAAGCUGCAGCGAAGGCAUUCAGCACAAUAGUGAACAACGCGCUGCAAGUGGCCACCAUCAACAGUGUGGGAGACUUCAUCCUGUUCCUGGGGAAAUGCAUAGUGACGGCGGUGACGGGCAUCGUGGGCCUGCUGCUGCUCAAGCGCAACGCCGACCUGCACUUCUACGCCGUGCCCACGCUCGUCAUCUGCAUCUUCUCCUUCUUCAUCGCGCACUGCAUACUGUCGCUGUACGAGGUGAGUGAGACACUGCACGGUGACGUCAUCGUGGGCCUGCUGCUGCUCAAGCGCAACGCCGACCUGCACUUCUACGCCGUGCCCACGCUCGUCAUCUGCAUCUUCUCCUUCUUCAUCGCGCACUGCAUACUGUCGCUGUACGAGGUGAGUGAGACACUGCACGGUGACGUCAUCGUGGGCCUGCUGCUGUUCAAGCGCAACGCCGACCUGCACUUCUACGCCGUGCCCACGCUCGUCAUCUGCAUCUUCUCCUUCUUCAUCGCGCACUGCAUACUGUCGCUGUACGAGGUGAGUGAGACACUGCACGGUGACGUCAUCGUGGGCCUGCUGCUGCUCAAGCGCAACGCCGACCUGCACUUCUACGCCGUGCCCACGCUCGUCAUCUGCAUCUUCUCCUUCUUCAUCGCGCACUGCAUACUGUCGCUGUACGAGGUGAGUGAGACACUGCACGGUGACGUCAUCGUGGGCCUGCUGCUGCUCAAGCGCAACGCCGACCUGCACUUCUACGCCGUGCCCACGCUCGUCAUCUGCAUCUUCUCCUUCUUCAUCGCGCACUGCAUACUGUCGCUGUACGAGGUGAGUGAGACACUGCACGGUGACGGGCAUCGUGGGCCUGCUGCUGCUCAAGCGCAACGCCGACCUGCACUUCUACGCCGUGCCCACGCUCGUCAUCUGCAUCUUCUUCUUCUUCAUCGCGCACUGCAUACUGUCGCUGUACGAGGUGAGUGAGACACUGCACGGUGACGUCAUCGUGGGCCUGCUGCUGCUCAAGCGCAACGCCGACCUGCACUUCUACGCCGUGCCCACGCUCGUCAUCUGCAUCUUCUCCUUCUUCAUCGCGCACUGCAUACUGUCGCUGUACGAGGUGAGUGAGACACUGCACGGUGACGGGCAUCGUGGGCCUGCUGCUGCUCAAGCGCAACGCCGACCUGCACUUCUACGCCGUGCCCACGCUCGUCAUCUGCAUCUUCUCCUUCUUCAUCGCGCACUGCAUACUGUCGCUGUACGAGAUGGUGGUCGACUCGCUCUUCCUCUGCGUUUGUGAGGAUCGCAACAUGAACAGCGCCGACGGGCAAUGGAAGAACUCGCGCCUGGCCGAGCUCGGCGGCCACAAGGCGGACCGCGUCGAGCUGGAGGACUUGCAAGAGAAGUACUGAGACUGUGCUUGGCUUGUGUGUGCGGGCUUGGUUACUAGCGGUGGCUGAAGGUAAUUUCAAUUUUGUCAAGAUAUAAGCCAUGAACCUAAAAAAUAAGCAUAAAUAUAUUAUUAAAAUAUAUAUAUUUGGUGUGUAAGUUUUACAAUGUUAGCACGCUAACUAACUGUCACGAACUUGCAUCUAUCAAUGUUUACAAUUUACAUUUUUAUACUCUUUUAUUUUAUUAUAUACGUUAUAUUUUAAGUUAUUUAAGUAGGUAGUAAGGAAAAUCAUUGGCAAUCAAUUUAAGCUCAUUUAUACAAUCUUUUAUGUGAUAUCCAUUAAUCUCAAAUGCUCGAAAAUUUUUUAUUUUUAUUUGUAAAGCUAUGUUUUGAUAUAGAUUUCGUUUAGACAUCAUAAAAUGUGAUGCUAUUUUUUUUUGAUUUUUAGUUAAGUGGUUAGGUACGUUUUUAUGCUUUUAAAGCCGGUUGCAUUUUUUGUUGGAAACUCAAAAUUAAAGUUUUAAUAGACAUAGAAAAUUAAAUUUGGUCUGACUACUCAGUUGAUAACGUGUUUGAUAUGAUAUUAAAUUAAAUACCGUAGUACGGAUAUAGGUAGUUCUACUAAACACAUAUUGUUUGUUUUUAAUAGUUCCAUCGUCGCCCAACAGAGAUCUGUUCAUGUUGGCAUAGUGUGCUUUGCAGGGGCCCUGUAUGAAAAUUAGUUAGGGGCCCAAAUAAAGGGUAAAGAUUUCUCAUAUGAUCGCUUAAAAUAAAUGUGUCUUGGGCGUACGCUUAACCGGGGAAGAAAACGGUCUUUUUUACUUUUGUCAUUUCUGAAUUGAAAACUCUACAGCUUUUCCUUUUUUUACUUUUCCGGAAAGCAGAUUAACAGCCAGUUUCUUCAUGUAAAGCUAAAGUAACAGUAAAAGUAUUAAGUAGUAAAGAAGACUUUAUUUUUUAGUGAAUAAGACCGUCACUUUUGAUUUAUGACGUUACUUUGACUGUUACUUGCGAUGAAGAAACUGGCCGUAAGUGAGAUUUUGGGGUACUUACAUUUUAUUAGUUUUUGUUUUCACACUUGUAGUCCGUGGGCCCCCUAUCAUUGAUACGGCUGUUGAAAGAUAAUGGCAGAGUUAUGAAUAAAAAACGAAAGUUGUUUCAAUUUCCAUUAAGUUACACAGAACUAUUUAAUGUAAGAAAAAUCUCAAUUAUUAUAAGAAUUCUUUAGAUGUGAACUUGUUACUAUUGUGUGUCAUUCCACCAUGAUUUUAGUGUAGAGCAAAUUAGCUACAUAACAUAAUUAGAGCACUUGAUUUGUGGUGCUACUAACAUGAGGCUAACUAUUUUGAUAAAUGUGACUAUUUUUACGAAUCUAUACAAAUAUAUAAACGCUUAUAACUCUUUUUUUUGUACAUCAGGCAAUGAACUGAGAUAAAAUCAAAUGUAUCAUGGAAAUAUGUAUCUAGAUAUACAUAGCAUAUAUAAAAACAUAUCAGAGACAUAACUAGAAAGGGUUCAAAAAUGCUUGAAUUUUUUUUGGAUAUAAAAUGAAUUCAUUACUACUAUGCCGUCCAGUUCUGCAUUUUUUUACAAUUCAGUAUUCAUUUCGUAAUUAUUAUUUAAUUGCCUAUAUUAGACAUUAUAUUUAACCCCUGUCAUAAAAAAGGGGUUUUAUAAGAUUGACAUCAUCGUAUCUCGUAAAUUAUUGUAAUGAUUAUGGUUCUUUUUAUUCUAAUGUGAUCAAGCAGCUAUACGGUGAAGAUUUCAUACGUCUAUUAUGAUGUAAUGAAUUUCUCGCAUAAAGAUAACUAUUCUAACUAAAUUUAGGACUCCGGGGAUCCAAAAUUUAAUAAUUUGAGAUCAUCUUUUAUUUAUGGUUGUAUUAAAAAUUUUAUUGAUACUCCUGUAAAAUAAUGAGGCAGGCGAAUUCAGUAGGAAUUCCAAAAUAAAUAUAAAAUUAGAACAUGUUAAUUUGGUAAUUUGUUAAACUUAAAUGAUAAUACCUUUAAAAAUUGUUUUUUUUUUAAUUACUAAAUAAUACUCAAUUUUAAUAUGGUAAAGUACAGUAAUAAUCACAUGUUAAUGAUGGUUUGGCAUUCCUCACUAUGGUUUUUUUAUAUUUUGAUUUUAUGACAACCUCCUUGACACAAUAAUUGUAUUUUGUAGUUUCGUAGUACAAAAAAAUAUGAUUACAAUAUGAACUUUUCAACAUACAUCAACUUUUUAUACACAUGUUAAUAUUCUUAGAUUUAUGUUGGCAUCUUUCUCAUAAUAUUUUUUGAUUUACACUUAUUAUAAGUUAUUUGAUAGUCUUUAUUUUAUUAAUUUACAACUAAAAACUCGUUUUAGAAUUUUUAUUAUAUAUUAGGAUAGACAGCUAUUAGAAAUGAAACUAAAAAAAUGUUUAUUUUUUCUACCUCGAAUUGUAUCCUUCCACUAUUAGAACUUUUAAUGUUUGUUGAUUGAAAUUACACUUGUUAUUUAAUUCGAUCUCAAUAAAACAAAUGAGUGUGGA
Molecule: messenger RNA, 5783 nt
Organism: Bicyclus anynana (squinting bush brown)
Lineage: Eukaryota; Metazoa; Arthropoda; Insecta; Lepidoptera; Nymphalidae
Gene: Ctl1
Product: choline transporter-like 1
Exons: 12
Coding region: 280-2859 (859 amino acids)
Biological process (GO): transmembrane transport
Cellular component (GO): membrane
Molecular function (GO): transmembrane transporter activity
Source: RefSeq, a predicted model, not a curated record